Messenger RNA from Chara braunii, 2280 nucleotides. The record is from the annotation of a GenBank genome assembly. Lineage: Eukaryota; Viridiplantae; Streptophyta; Charophyceae; Charales; Characeae.
AGUUCAUCUUUGUCUUACUUUGCUGUGUUGUCAUAUUGGCCAUUGCAAAGGCUUAUAGAGAACUUGUUCUUACAUGAAAAUAUCAACGUGUGUUUCAUCCGCGGAGGAAGAGAAACUAAGGCAGUACUAUAUCUAUGGGAGUAGGCCAGGCAUCUGUAUUUCAGCUAUCCACUUUUCACGGAGGAUAGCAGACCUUAUUGGUGGUAGCAAUCGCGUUGAGGAAAGGCACAGUAGCUGGUGUUUUUGCUUCUCGAAAAUGUCAUUUGCUGUAGCUCAUUCGGCGUUCCCGAUUCUGUCGACAAGCAUGGGACCAUCUGGGAACGGCAUGGCAAAUGGAGGCGCAGAAACAAGGGCAUGCGAACCCGUACUCAGCAGCAAGACUCAGUCCCUGACCACACAAGACCCACGCAAGCCAGCUCUGGAUGCGGAUACAACGAAGACAGUCCCACAGAAGCUGGUGGGACAUAAGAACUUUGUCAGGGAGAACCUGAAGUCGGACCGGUUCGUGGUGAAAGGGUUCCAUCAUGUGGAGUUUUACUGUGGUGAUGCUCUCAAUGUGAGUCAUAGGUUUGCGUGGGCGAUGGGCAUGCGUGAAACCGCGCAGUCGAACCUCACGACGGGUAAUCACCUUUACAGCAGUCGUGUGCUCCAAUCUGGCGACAUCACCUUUGUCUUCACAGCACCCUAUUCCAAGCAGUUAUGUGCCAAGGAGCUCUCCGCAGUGGAGCAGGGGCAAGAUAGUUUACCAGCUGUUCCGCAUCCUCAUUUCAAUCCAGAGAAUGCUCGUUCCUUCUUUGACAARCAUGGAGUAGCUGUGGCUGCUGUUGGGCUUCUUGUUGGGGAUGCAGCAACCGCCUAUGAAGAGAGCACCAAACAUGGUGGCAUUGGCAUGCUCAAGCCCGUACGUCUUGUCGAUGCAACCACUGGUGGAGUGAUGGACAUAUCAGAGGUGGUGCUGUACGGAGAUGUUGUGCUUCGUUACGUGAGCACCCCGGAGUUGCCCUCUGAUGAUGAGAGCAUGGAUAACGAGCAGCCGCCGCGAGAAGGUCUCAAGCCCUUUCAAGGUCCCUUCCUUCCCAACUACCGACCUGUGGAGGCACCCAUUUGCACACUUGGGUUGACCAAUAUCGACCAUGUUGUCGGCAACGUACCCCAGCUUCUGCCUGCAGUCCAGUACAUUGCAAACAUGACAGGUUUCCACGAGUUCGCUGAGUUUGUUGCAGAGGACGUCGGAACCGUUGACAGUGGACUGAACAGCAUGGUGAUGGCAGACAACAGCGAGAAGGUGCUCAUGCCAGUCAAUGAGCCAACGUUUGGGACAAAGCGGCAGUCCCAGAUCCAAACGUACCUGGAACACAAUGAAGGGCCCGGGGUCCAGCAUAUUGCCCUUGCGUGUGAUGACAUCUUUCAUACUCUGAGGCAGAUGCGAGCGAGGAGCUCGAUGGGAGGAUUUGAGUUCAUGCCCAGAGCAUCAGAUGCGUACUAUAAGUGCCUGCCGGAGAAGUUCGGGGAGGACCUCACGCCGGAGCAGCUACAGCAAUGUAAGGAACUGGGCAUUCUAGUCGAUAAGGACGAUCAGGGACUGCUGCUGCAGAUCUUCACAAGGCCAGUCGGCGACCGGCCAACAAUCUUCAUCGAGAUAAUUCAACGUGUCGGCUGCAUGGAGGUGGACCAAGACGGCAACGUUGCGCAGAGAGGCGGUUGCGGAGGCUUUGGCAAGGGAAAUUUCUCAGAGCUAUUCAAGUCGAUUGAAGAGUUUGAGAAAACGUUUGACUGAAGGGGAAAUGUAGGAGUUUAUUUAGGGGAUGGAAUGGAAGGAACUAGGGGUGAGGUUGUUGAUAGCAGAGUGUGAACAGAACACGGCUUCCUGAGGUGCACAGUGAAGACUCCGAGGAGUCGUGAGUGCAGGUUCUCCUGAAAAGCCCAAGCACUUUUUGACCGGAUAUUUGCCCACUUUCCAAUACUUUCCAAUCUUCUCAGUGCACAUAAUGUGUGCGCAAUCUUCCUGGGCUGCCUGAGCUGCCUGGGCUAUUUUUCUCCUCUCUAUGGCGCAGUUGGCUAGGCAUGUCCUUUCUCUGUAUUUAUUGUCAAUGUUGAUGACAGCGUGGUGUAUAGAAGCAUCUGACAUGCAACAUAAUAACCUGCUUAGAGCAAAGCAGGCGGGAGAUGAUAUGCAGGCUCGUGAACACUGAUUUUCGAAAGGAAGGAGUAUAUUAUCGCUCAUACAUGUUUGUUUAACUUUGUUAGUAUUUCAGUGAGAUAUUUGAUUUCUAGUUUCAG